Ziziphus jujuba (common jujube) is the source of this 3526-nucleotide messenger RNA. Its product is annotated as protein ROOT PRIMORDIUM DEFECTIVE 1. The transcript is spliced from 3 exons. The record is from RefSeq and is a predicted model, not a curated record. NCBI's taxonomy places the organism in Eukaryota, Viridiplantae, Streptophyta, Magnoliopsida, Rosales, Rhamnaceae. Gene Ontology annotation, molecular function: RNA binding. Bases 734 to 2116 code for a protein of 460 amino acids.
UGAAAGCUGGAUGUGGGUAAGUCCGACUGUUCUCGAUUUAGUGACUGAACUUGUUUUCUGUCUUUUAUAAAUUUCGAACAAUGCCUGAAAUAAUUGGGUGCUUGAAUUGAUGUUGAUUUGGGAGAAAAAGGAUUCCUGUUUUGCUGUGUGUGUUUCUGAGUGCUUCUGUAAUUGCUUUCUAUAUUCCAUUUUGUUGUUUUAUUUUUCUCUGAUUUUAUGUAAGAUUUCUGGGAUAGUUUUGAGUUUGAUUUUCUGAUUAUUUGUUGUGAGCGGCUGAUGGUUGUAUGGAGUUUGUUUCUAUUUUAGAAAUCUUAUGAAUUUCUGUCCAUGGAGGUUUGGUAUGGUUUAUGGCAAUGCAGGAGACAAACUUCUGGCGUGUGUAUGUGUGUAUAAUAAGAAGAGAAAUAGGUAUUGAACAGAAGAUAAUCUGGAUGUUGUUCAAUUUUGGCCUUGAAAUGUCUGGUUUGGCCGCUGAAGCGAGAAUGUGAGCAAUCGAGAUAUGAGGAGGACAGAGUGAGGGAUUGCUUGUCCCAGAAGAGAAGCAGUUUUUUGUUUCUGUGCUUUCUUUUAUUGUGUUUUUUGUGAACUUGUACUUGAUGUAUUUAUAGGUGUUGCAGAAGUGCUAGAUAAGGAGAGAACCCUUUUCUCUUUCUCUUGCUUUUUCUCUGUAAUAAUUUAUGCCUCUGAAUCCUUCAUUUCUCAAUUGCUUUCCUCUUUUCCGAAUCAAGCACACAUGAGGAUAUUGCAAAGCUUGAGGGUCAGCCUUUUCCAAUCUAAUACGUCCUCCCAGUCUUGCACAAUAUGCUGUCCAAAGAACCUAUUUGGCCCCUUCAAUUCAUUCACACAAAAGAGGUGGAAAAAGCCAGUAGUCUCAGCUCAAACUCAGUUAGAAGACAGAACGAGGGAUAACAGAUUGGACAAACUCACGACCCAGCUUAGAAAGCUCAACAUUAUCCUCAAACUCCAUGAUCUCAUGUCCCAGAGGAAGCGCGGUCCUUUUGUUUCUUUACAGAUCAUGGCCCAGUGGAGGAACUUGGUGGGGCUCAAUGUUGGCAUCGGUGCCUUUGUUCACCACUACCCACAUGUUUUCGAAGUAUUUACACACUCAGUGAGGCACAAUUUAUGCUGUAGAAUCACUGAGAAAAUGUGGUGUUUGAUAAAGGAAGAAGCACUUGCUAUGAGACAAUACGAAUUGGAAAUAGUUUGUCAUGUGAAGAGGUUGUUGAUGAUGUCUGUCAAUGGAACUCUUCAUGUACAUGCUUUGAGAUUGGUUAGGAGAGAACUGGGUCUGCCUGAGAAUUUCAGGGACUCCAUUCUUGGUAAGUAUUCAAAUGACUUUAAGUUAGUGGAUUUGGAGAUUGUAGCAUUGGUUGACAGAGAUGAGAACUUGGGUUUGGCUGAAAUUGAGAAAUGGAGAGAGAAAGAGUAUAGAGAGAAGUGGUUAAGUGAGUUUGACACAAAAUAUGCUUUCCCUAUUAAUUUCCCUACAGGGUUUCAAAUUGAGAGGGGUUCUAGAGUUAGAUUGAAGAAUUGGCAGAGGCUCCCUUACGUAAAACCUUAUGAGACAAAAGAAGUUGUUCGUAUUCGUACUUGCGGUGGGGUUGAAAGGUACGAGAAGCGGGCAGUUGGGAUUCUUCAUGAGUUUUUGAGUUUGACAGUAGAAAAAAUGGUUGAGGUUGAAAGAUUAGCUCAUUUUCGGAGGGAUUUUGCAAUGGAAGUUAAUGUGCGUGAGCUGCUUUUGAAGCACCCUGGAAUAUUUUACAUAUCCACUAAAGGGAAUAUUCAAACAGUUUUUCUUAGAGAAGCAUAUAAUAAGGGGUCUUUGGUUGAGUCCAAUCCGAUAUAUGAAGUUCGGAGGAAAAUGCUGGACCUUAUAUUGUUAGGGCGUCAAAACACAAGAGAAUUGCAUGCUACAAAGAAAAUUGAUGACAAUGUAGUUUGCGAAGUAAAGGAGGAUGGCAAGAGAGAUGGAGUCUGGGUUAUCCAAAUGUUAGAGAGUUUGAAUGGUGGAAGUCCUAAUGAUGAAUUAGGCAAGACUGUUGUUUCACCUGAGGAACAGUUUGAUGACUUUUAUGAGAACAGUACUGAAAAUGACAAAUGCACCAUCAAGGGAUGAUCCAAAUUAACGUUAUGAUGGUGGAGACUUUUUUCUUCCAUAAUGUGGGACUUCUUCAAUUACUCAGAUUGAAGCUCUCAUCACUUAUUGACAGUGUUGUAAGUCACAUGAUCCUCCUUCUCUUGACAUAUAAGUUUUUAUUUUAGAAUCUUUAGAUGUACGUAACUUCCUGUAGAAAGGAUCUGUUGUUAGCUAAAGGAAUAUCAAUUUGGCAGUAGAGAAGAACUCUGUGCUCUACAUGGCAUAUAACUUUUCUUUUCCUCAGUUUUUGAACUAGAACAUUUAGUAAUUGUGAAGAGAAGUCUUUCUUCUCUUUAUAUGUUCUUGAUUUCAGCCAUACUACCCACAAGGUCUUUCAUCUGCUCUCUGAUGUCUAUGGAAGAGGAACAUGCAUUGAAGCUCCAAGAGGCGGUGUUCUUGGUUCGAGGGAUUCGCUAGAAUUUUAGGACCUCAUGGCUUGUCUUUAAAUAUUGAUUUAUGUAUCAACCACCAUGAUCAUUCAGCCUAGGCGAGUGUUGUAUCUAUCAAUUUGCUGCUGCAUGCUUUCCCUUUCUCAUAUUCUCUUCAUGCAAGGUUACCCUUGUUUUCUUUUUUCUGUUUCUGCAUUCUAUAAUUCAGUCUCUUCAAAAUUACAUAUAUGUGUAUAUAUAUAUAUAUAUAUAUAUGCACACACACACACACACACACACACACACACACAUACACAUAUAAUAUAUCUAUAUAGCAAGUAGUGUAUGUGACAUUAGAGAUAGAGAGCAGCCAACAGAGAAUGUCAAGGGCUUGUUUGUCUGGUAGUUCAUAAUCAUGGUGGUGGCCGUCCCCUGCAAGGAAGGAGCAGCCAACAGAGAAUGUUGAGGGCUUGUUUGUAUGGUAGCUCAUAAUCAUGGUGGUGGCCGUCCCCGGCAAGGAAGACUUAUAGAUGGAGAAAUCUGACUGGAAAGGAAAAGAAGAGGCACCACCACCGAUGUGGGAUAUGGAGGGAAAUGAUCGGGAGGAGGAAAAGCCAUUGCAAGUAGUUGCAGUCUUGCAGAUCAGCAAAAGAAGGAAGAGGAAAAUGAAUGGAACGAAGAAUGGGUUUUAAGAGGUGGUGAUGAGAAUGUGGAAAGGAGGAGUACAUGAAGAUUCAGAGUGAAGGAUCCAAAAGAAGCUACAAAAGUCAAAAGGCUAAUGGAAUCAGAUCAGUGGGGCUCGACAUCCUGCCACCAGGUUCAGGUUCUUAUACAUUUAUAUACGUAUCUGGACUGUGUACACAUACAUAUAACUACGUGUAUACGUACAUGUACAUAUAUGCAUGCUUCCUUUCGUAUAUAUUUCAUGCGGCAAUGACCGUACACGUGGAAUUUUAUUAGACCUGAUCGCAUGACACGAAGUACAUAGUUUUUCUUUUGUUAAAAUUUUCUUUUAUUCUUA